GAUAUUUUUUUUCCACAGCCUUGUGGAUCCUUCUGGAAGUUUCUCGUCAUAUGUUCCCUCUAGCCCUGCAGCCUUCUUCAGCCAAAGCCACCAAUGGCCGGGUAGCCACAUCUCCGGGUCGCCAUGGUGGCAGCGAUGCGGCCUGGGCACCAGGAUUUUGCCAGAUGACAGCUUGAAGCUAAGGUGAGAUGUCUUCGACGCCAACCUCACUGAAAGGACAGGAGGAAGAUCUUUCAAAUUUGGAGGCAAGCGGGGCAAAAGGCGCCACUGCUAGAAAAGAGGAAGCGGCAACGUAUUUGCGACAGGAACUGUAUCCUGCAGUUUCCGUUCCGUCCAAAGCAGAAGAAUCAGCGAAGCAAAGGGGACCUCAAAAAAGUCAGGAACUUCUGCCAACUACACAACAGGAAGUAGAUGCAGCCACGAUUUCCGCCGGAAAAAAGGCAUCGCUGAAGUCUCAAGACACUGUUGCAGCCAAGGAGGCAGCAGAUGUGAAGGGUUCUGCAAGUGCAUCAGCACAGCGAAGGUCAUCGGCAAAGUCUCAGGAUGCUGUUGCAGCCAAGGAAGUAGCAGAUGUGAAGGGUUCUGCAAGCGCACCAGCAGAGCGAAGGACAUCGGCGAAGUCUCAGGAUGCUGUUGCAGCCAAGGAAGUAGCAGAUUUGAAGGGUUCUGCAAACGCACCAGCAGAGCGAAGGGCAUCGACGAAGCCACAGGAUGCUGUUACAGCCAAGGAGGCAGCAGAUGUGAAGGGUUCUGCAAGCGCACCAGCAGAGCGAAGGACAUCGGCGAAGUCUCAGGAUGCUGUUGCAGCUAAGGAGGCAGCAGAUGUGAAGGGCUCUGCAAGUGCACCAGCAGAGCGAAGGGCAUCGGCGAAGUCUCAGGAUGCUGUUGCAGCCAAGGAGGCAGCAGAUGUGAAGGGUUCUGCAAGCGCACCGGCAGACCGAAGGGCAUCGACGAAGCCACAGGAUGCUGUUGCAGCCAAGGAGGUAGCAGAUGUGAAGGGUUCUGCAAGCGCACCGGCAGAGCGAAGGGCAUCGACGAAGCCACAAGAUGCUUUUGCAGCCAAGGAGGCGGCAGAUGUGAAGGGUUCUGCAAGCGCACCAGCAGAGCGAAGGACAUCGGCGAAGUCUCAGGAUGCUGUUGCAGCUAAGGAGGCAGCAGAUGUGAAGGGCUCUGCAAGUGCACCAGCAGACCGAAGGGCAUCGACGAAGCCACAGGAUGCUGUUGCAGCCAAGGAGGUAGCAGAUGUGAAGGGUUCUGCAAGCGCACCGGCAGAGCGAAGGGCAUCGACGAAGCCACAAGAUGCUUUUGCAGCCAAGGAGGCGGCAGAUGUGAAGGGUUCUGCAAGCGCACCGGCAGAGCGAAGGGCAUCGACGAAGUCUCAGGAUGCUGCUGCAGCCAAGGAGGCGGCAGAUGUGAAGGGUUCUGCGAGUGCACCGGCAGAGCGAAGAACUUCGUCGAAGCCACGGAAUGCUGUUGCAGCCAAGGAGGUAGCAGAUGUGAAGGGCUCUGCAAGUGCACCGGCAGAGCGAAGGGCAUCGACGAAGUCUCAGGAUGCUGCUGCAGCCAAGGAGGCCAAAAGCGCAGAAAGAAAAGAGGAAGAGGAACUUCGAAGCCUUCUCUUUGCUGCGGAGCAGAAGCUGAAAACUUGCCAAGAGGAGUUGGAGGUGGAGCAACAGGCGGCUUCCGACGAGUCCAUCCUGGUGGCCUCCCUGCUGGCGCAGCUCACGGCGGAGAAGCGACGGCAAAGCGCCGUGGAGAGCGAGGCGCACACACGUCAGCUUGAGAUAGAGCGAGCAGAGGCCGAAACUCGAACACAACUGGAGGCGGCUAAGCAGUUGAGAUUGGAAGCAUUCACUGCGGCACAAGAAGCACAUCAUUUGAAGACAGAGUCCUCCGAAGCAGCCUAUGUUCUCAGCGAGUGCAAGGCAGCACUGGAACGACAUGAUGCGGAAGAGAAACGCGACUCGGAGUUGGCUGAGGAGAACAAGGAGUUGGAAGCAGCUCUGAAAGUCGAAGCUGCGAUUGUUGAAGAGCUUCGUGAUUUGUGCUCCUCCGAGUCCAAGUGCUACACAGUGGCUAUGAGUGAGUGCGACGCCUUAAGACGGGAACUUCAUGAUCUCACCCGUCUCGCCUUGCCAUCGCCGGCGACUGCAGUUCAGCAAGGUAUUCCGAAGUCCAAUUGCCAUUUCCGUGCUGUCUCCGGCCAGAGCCUGAAUGCUUCAAAGGAUAUCCCAGAGCCAGAGGGAGCAGCGCUGAAGCCAAUGGACAAUGAGCGCCCACGCCAGACUGAGAUGCGCCUGGCUCCAAAGUGGCCGCCAGGUGAGCUGUUCAUCCACGAGGAAAAGACUUUCAGUGCGGGCAGCUACUACCAGAUCUACCAGUUGAAGCAGCUUUGUGUGCAAGCCUCCGGUGCGGAGUUCUUCUUGCGAGAGCCCGUUUUGGAGCGCCAGAGCAGCCUUGGGGAGGCACAUACGCAGCUUGUGCUGACCAUCUUCCAUUCGACUGGGUGCCCUCCGCGCUGGCUCAACGGAGCGCGCAGGUGGUCUUUGGACCAGCUUGACACAGCAGCUGCAGAGGAUGAGGAGAUUGCAUCUCGGACUGCUGCUGGCGUUGUAGCAGCCACGUCAAUCUCGGCCUGGUGCAGUGCCCAGCUGCAGGUAAGUGGGCGCCUGUGUGGCGUUUGGAAGCGAGUUCUUGGGGCGGAGGUGGAAGCCAGUAGCAAUGAACUUCGACCCAUUUUUCUGGUCCACGACCGUUCCAGCCACGCAGAGCGUAGCGUGCUCCUGCAGCUUCUGGACCUGGUGAAUGAAAAGUGGAGCUGUGAGCAUCUGGGAGUUGUGGCACAUGCUGCGGCUUUAAAGCUUGAAGUGGAGGAAGUCACAGAGGCAUUGGAGGCGGCCCAACAGGAAGCCACGCUCUGGAAACAACGCGCCGAGGUCAUGCUGGGUCGCCGAAAGGCCAUCAUGCAGGUGGCUGCACGCUGGCAAGGGAGCGAUGCGGCAUGGGAUUGGCUCAUGGAGCAGGGCCAAGGGGUGCAGGAGCUGCCGGAUUUGCCAGAAGGCUCCGAGCUUCGCCUGCAAAACCGCGAGCUUUGCCUCUCGCUGCGGCAAUUCAAGCAGGAUUGUGAGCUCUUGGAGUCGGAGAAUUUGAGUUUGAAAGAGGCUCUGACCUGCAUGGAGGAAGAUUUGCACCGGGUUGGCCAUGGCUGA
This is a messenger RNA of Cladocopium goreaui, 3209 nucleotides long. The record is from the annotation of a GenBank genome assembly. Lineage: Eukaryota; Dinophyceae; Suessiales; Symbiodiniaceae.